AUGGGUGUUGGUGCCUUCUGCAAUGAUAUCGAGGGCUGGGGUCCAACAAGUCUUACGCGACCGGAUCUCACGCCCUGCGUUGAGAACACCAUUCUGCUGGGACUUCCCGCUCUUUUGGUGAUCAUCGCCUCAUUCUCUCAAACCAUCUACAUGUGGAAAUAUGGAAAGUCCCAUAAUCUCGGCCGCGCCAACAUCAUCUACUGGCCCUCACAGAUCCUGAUGCUCGGUAACGCCGUCGCACUGUUUGUCAGAGCCGGUCUUUUGAAGGACGGUGACUAUAUACCUGCAGCCAUGUUCAGUACUAUUAGCAUGGCCAUCGCCUGGUUGACCGUCGUCCCUCUCAACUACUAUCAGCACUUGCAGGAGAUCCGUUCCAGCGAUGUCAUCUUUUCUUUCUACUUCUUCUCCAUCGUCGCAUCUGCCAUCAAUAUCCGCACCAUGGCACUGCUAGACCAGACCAACCAGGAUCAGUUUAAAGCAUUCGUCGCCUAUUUCGCCAUCAACAUUCUCGGCUUCAUCGUUGAGGCCUGGCCCAGAGGACGCACUGAAGCCCAGCGCAAGAGUAAUGCCAGCCGAUACAGCAAAGCCAACUUGUUCUCUCGCAUCAGCUUCCAAUAUCUGCAGCCGAUUGUCAGCUCCGGAUUCAAGACGCCUCUUAAACCCAAGGACAUCGCAGGCAUGAUGCCCGAAAGAAUUAAGACCGAGUACAGCCACGACCAUCUCAAUCAGCUGUGGCAGGCCCAGGUCACAAAGCAUAAGGCGCGCGGAACAAAACCGCACCUGUUCACAACGGUCAUAAAGUCCUUUGGAUGGCAAUGGUUCCCGGUCCUGUUCUUCCGUUUCGCGGCCUCGACCCUGACCUAUGUCCUGCCUCAGCUUUUGAACGAGCUGCUUUCUUUCAUCGGAUCGUACAAGGACCCCACUCCCAAGCCAGUUUCUUUGGGUGUGAUUUUGGCGUUCGGCAUGUUCUUUGCCUCGCUUUUGAACUCAAUCUGCAUGGCCCAAUAUUUCCUCUACGUCAUGAACGUCGGUAUCGAGGCCAGGACCGCGACGAUCGCAAUGAUCUACCGCAAGUCACUCAGGCUCUCAAGUGCCGCCAAGCAAAAGUCGACUGCAGGCGAAAUUAACAACCACAUGUCUGUUGAUGCCGAGAGAUGGGCCGAAGCGUUGCCAUUUAUGCCCAUGCUUAUCUCCACGCCUUACGAGAUGGCAAUUGCGAUCUGGAUGCUGUACCAGCAGAUUUCUUGGUCAGUCUUUGCCGGUCUCGGUGCCAUCUUCCUUAUCGCCCCAUUGAACGGUAUUAUUGCACGUGUUUUUCUCAAGCAAAAAAAUAUCAAGCUGGCUGCUAUGGACGAGCGUGUCCGUCUCAUGAACGAGCUGCUGGCGGGCAUGAAGGUCAUCAAGCUGUAUGGUUGGGAUGACUCUUUUCGUGAGCGUGUUGGUGUGUAUCGUCGCCGUGAAGUGUCCAGUCUCCGCAAGAUCGGUAUCAUCUUUUCAUUCAUGUCAAUCAUGUUCCAGUCUGUCCCCUUGGUGGUGUCUUUGGUCUCAUUCGCUGUCUACGCCACUCAUGGAGGACCCAACUUUGGACCAGGAGAUAUCACGCCCCAGCGCGUCUUCGUCUCGAUCAGUUUGUUCGGUAUGCUGACCCGUCCAAUUAGUAUGAUGUCGCAUAUUAUUGCCGAGACGAUUGCUCUCACGGUUGCAUCGACUCGCAUUCAAAAGUUUUUACUGGCGGAGGAAAUCUCAGAGUCAACCACGGAUCAUCUCAGGACUUUGCCUGACGACCCCAGCACACCUUUAAUCGAAAUCAAGGACGGUCUCUUUGCCUGGGAACAAGAGGGCCCCGAGAUCGAGACCGAGAAGGAAAAGAAAAUACGCGAGAAACAAGAGGCCAAGAAGCAUAAGCAGCUCGUAAAGGAGGCCCGCAAGGCUGGAAAGCCCGCACCCGAGAAGGAAGUACCUGUCGAGAAAAACUACGGACCUACGCUCAUGGACAUCAAUAUCAAGGUUGCUCGCGGAGAUUUAACAGCCGUUGUUGGACGCGUUGGACAGGGCAAGUCUUCGCUGCUAAACGCGAUCAUUGGAGAUAUGUACAGGCGCCAGGGCAGUGUGAAGGUCUAUGGAAGACUAGCCUAUGUUCCACAGCAGGCUUGGAUUGUCAACGCGACUUUGAAGGACAAUAUCAUCUUUGGGAAUGAGUUCGAUCAGGCACGGUACGACCAUAUCCUCAUGGCCUGCGGUCUCUUGCCCGACAUUGCGAUGCUCCCAGCCGGAGAUCAGACUGAGAUCGGCGAGCGUGGAAUCAAUCUGUCGGGAGGUCAGAAGCAGCGUGUCUCCUUGGCAAGAGCUGCUUACGAGAAUGCAGAUGUGUACCUAUUUGACGACCCCCUGAGCGCUGUCGAUGCUCAUGUCGACCAGCAUCUCUGGCAACACUUGAUCGGGCCCACCGGUCUGCUUAAGGACAAGACCCGCCUCCUCGUCACUCACGCCAUUCACCACCUGGAACACACGGACCGGAUCAUUGUCAUUAAGGAAGGGAGAGUUGCUGAGGUUGGAAGGUAUAACGACUUGAUGGAAGCCAAGGACUCGCUUUACCAGUUGAUCACGGAGUACUCAGUCAACCAGGGCAGGGCACGCAAGGAGAAGAGCGCCGAGCAGGGUGAUGAUGAUUUAUCAGACGAGGACGGCAUGACUGAAGAUGGAGGCGAGAAGGAAGCCCUUGCUGUUGUCCAGAAGGAUGAAAAGGCCGAGCUGGUUGCAGAAGAGAAGAUGGAGCUUGGAAGCGUAUCGUGGGGAGUGUAUGUUAUCUAUGCCAAGGCAGCUUCGCUCAAGUACUCCUUGCUCGUUGUUUCCUUGUUUGUCAUCGGGCAGGCGGUCCAGAUUGGGACCAAUGUCUGGCUCAAGUACUGGUCGAGUGUUGCUGGGACAAAUCGCCAUACUAUCGCGGAGUUUCUUGGAGUCUAUGCAGCGCUUAUCGUCGCCUACAUGGUUUUGAACGUCGGAUCCAGUUAUAUCACCAUGGCCAUUGCCGCCAUCCGUGCGUCAAACCGCUUGCACGACCUUCUCCUGACAAAGAUGCUGCGCCUUCCCAUGUCCUUCUUUGAUACGACCCCACUCGGAAGAAUCGUUAACCGUUUCAGCAGCGAUAUCUUCUCGCUGGACGAACUGCUUCCCUGGAACUUCAUCAAUGUCUUCUUGUGCGCAACCUCCGUCAUCGGAACCAUUGUCGUCAUUGCGACCUCCACCCCUAUCUUCUUGGUUAUGGUUCCUCCGCUGGUAGUUAUCUAUCUCCUCACACAGACAUACUAUAUCCGAACCAGUCGCCAGCUUAAACGUAUCGAGUCUGUGUCCAAGUCGCCAAUCUACCAACAUUUCAGCGAAACCCUGUCUGGUGUCACGACUAUCCGCGCAUUGGGAGCGAACGAGCGCUUUAUACAAGACAACGCUGGUAAAGCUGAUAUUGCUGCCAACGCUUACUUCUCUUGGGUCACAUCCAACCGCUGGCUGCAGGUUCGCCUCGAGGCCUUGGGUGCCGUCAUUGUCUUGGCUGCAGCUCUUUUCGCUGUGUUGAGCAGGAACACUCUGGACUCCGCAAAUGUCGGACUUGCGCUGUCUUAUGCAUUGUCGGUCACUCAAGAUAUCACCUGGCUCGUUCGCAGUUACUGUGAUCUCCAAAACCAACUUGUCGGUGUAGAGCGCAUUAACGAGUACGCCAGCAAGAACCCCGAGGCACCUGCGCAGACAGACGUCAAGCUGCCUGAGAACUGGCCCCAGGCUGGUCACGUCGAAUUCAGGAACUACUCUACCCGUUACCGCGAGGGUCUGGAUCUAGUUAUUAAGGACGUCUCAUUCGAGGUGCAGCCAGCUGAGAAGGUCGGUAUCUGUGGCCGUACUGGUGCGGGUAAAUCCUCGUUGACAUUGGCACUGUUUCGUAUUGUUGAAGCAGCCAACAGUCACUGGGCCAAGGCUAGUCAUAACGGUGCCGACUCGGAUGCAGAUCCCGCCAAAACCGAAAAGACCAAGGAUCUGGAGAAGGUCGAGGUGGAGGAGGACGGUGGAUCUAUCUGGAUCGACGGUGUGGACAUUUCCACGGUUGGCCUGAUAUAUCUCCGCCAGCAUUUGGCCAUCAUUCCCCAGGAACCUACGUUGUUUGUCGGCACAUUGCGCGAGAACUUGGAUCCGUUUAACGAGCUGCAGGAUGCUGAUCUUUGGGAGGCAUUGGAGCGUGCGCACUUGAAGGAUCACAUCUCCUCGCUCGCAGGUGGAUUGUCAUUCAAGGUAUCGCAGAACGGAGACAACUUCUCUGUCGGCCAGCGCUCGUUGAUCUGCUUGGCCCGUGCGUUGCUCCGCAAGACCAAGAUUCUGAUCCUGGAUGAGGCCACAGCCGCUGUGGAUGUCGAGACAGACGAGCUGAUUCAGAAAACAAUCAGGAAAGAGUUCAAGGAUCGGACGAUUUUGACGAUUGCGCAUCGCAUCAAAACGAUUAUGGACUCGGACAAGAUUCUGGUUCUGGAGAAGGGGCGCGUCGAGGAAUUCGAGGCCCCACAGACGCUGUUGCAACGGCCCAACUCUUUGUUCUACCAGCUUGCACAGCAGGCUGGCGAGAUCAAGCACUCAGAAUAA
Gamsiella multidivaricata is the source of this 4623-nucleotide messenger RNA. RefSeq names its product ABC transporter type 1, transmembrane domain-containing protein. Gene Ontology annotation, molecular function: ATP binding; ABC-type transporter activity; ATP hydrolysis activity. NCBI's taxonomy places the organism in Eukaryota, Fungi, Mortierellomycota, Mortierellomycetes, Mortierellales, Mortierellaceae. The transcript is spliced from 6 exons. Bases 1 to 4623 code for a protein of 1540 amino acids. The record is from RefSeq and is a predicted model, not a curated record. Gene Ontology annotation, biological process: transmembrane transport. Gene Ontology annotation, cellular component: membrane.